AUUAGAGUCCGAUAGAAUACCUGAUCGUAAUAUCCCGAAUAGUUGACGAGGAAAAGCGAGAGAGACGCGGAGCAGAGAAUCCGCGUCUCCCCUUUCUCCGAUAUCUUUGGUCUUCAGGGAAGCAAGCGCCACAGUAGCAGAGAAGCGAAGAAGAAGAAAACUUGGAGAAGAGUGGGGCGCUGGCUGUGGGGGAGAAGAGGAUGCCUGGGAGGAGGAUGAGGACAUCGGAACCUAACAACAUCCAUAGCUGUGCGCAGUUUGGUGAUCUCUCCGGCCUCCAGAAACACCUGGAGGAAAAUCCUGCUCUUCUCAAUGCCAAGAACGGCAUCAUGGCACAAACGCCUCUACAUUUAGCAGCUGGCUAUAACAAAUGUGAUAUCAUCAAAUAUUUGCUUGAGUGGAGAGGCCCUGUAAAGGUUGAGAUGGAAGCUAAGAAUAUGUAUGGUGAAACACCUCUGCACAUGGCGGCAAAAAAUGGUUGCAAUGAGUCUGCUCGGCUGCUUAUCUCUAAUGGUGCUUCUUUAGAGGCAAAAGCUAAUAAUGGAAUGACGGCUCUCCAUUUAGCUAUUUGGCAUGCACGACAAGCCAUGGAGUGUGGUAUAGUGAAAACAUUGUUAGAGUACAACGCAGAUUGCAGUAUCCAGGACAACGAGGGUUUCACUCCCUUGAAUCAUAUUUCUGAAGGGCAUGGUAGUGAGAAAUUGAGGGAACUUCUUGAUCAACACAUCAAAGAACAAUUAAAGUUCAAAGCCCUCAAAGCUUGUGGCGAGGCAAAAGCAAAGAUGGUCCAGUUUGAAGUUUCCUUGUCAAACAUUGUGGGACUGCAUUCACUUAAGUUGCAGUUGCGUAAAUGGGCUAAAGGAAUGAUUUUUGAUGAGAAAAGAAGAGCUCUCGGCUUGAGCAUUUCGGCAACAAAAGUUCCUCAUAUGGCUUUUCUUGGUAACCCUGGAACAGGUAAAACCAUGGUUGCUCGUGUUCUUGGCAAACUACUUCAUAUGGUUGGAGUUCUACCCACAGAUAAGGUGACCGAAGUGCAAAGAACUGACCUGGUUGGAGAAUUUGUAGGGCAUACAGGACCGAAGACAAGGAAGAAGUUGCAAGAAGCGGAGGGAGGAAUCCUUUUUGUUGAUGAGGCCUACAGGUUGAUACCAGCACAGAAAUCAGAGGACAAAGACUAUGGCUUAGAGGCUUUAGAAGAAAUUAUGUCUGUUAUGGAUAAUGGGAAGAUUGUCGUCGUAUUUGCCGGAUACCGCGAACCAAUGAAGCGGGUGAUCGCAUCAAAUGAGGGCUUUUGCAGAAGAGUUACAAAGUUCUUUCACUUUGAUGACUUCACUCCUGCUGAACUCGCCCAAAUUCUACACUUGAAAAUGAAUUUUCAGGAGCAAAAUAGCUCACUUUAUGGCUUCAAGCUUCAUCCUUUCUGUACCAUAGAAGCAGUGGCUGCUCUUAUCCUCAAUGGAACGACUGAUAAGCAGCGGAAGGAGAUGAAUGGGGGUUUGAUUGAUCCAUUACUCACUAAUGCACGUGAGAAUCUGGAUCUGAGGCUGGAUUUUGACUGCUUUGAUUCUGACAGUCUCGUUACAAUAACCAUGGAAGAUUUGGAAGAAGGUCUUAGAACAUUAUGUAGGUGAAAGAAAUUCCGAUUAGAUUAGAAUCAUAUUCUUUUUAUGGUGAAAGUUUGUUGAGCAUGCAAAUACAGGUAUUUAUUUAAUCAUUCUUUGUGAUAUCUUUUGGAAGCUUCCUUUUACAUGUUGCAUUAAUAAAUUGUUCAAAUUUAGCUGGAACUGCAGUUA
This is a messenger RNA of Phalaenopsis equestris, 1793 nucleotides long. RefSeq names its product protein CbxX, chromosomal. Gene Ontology annotation, molecular function: ATP hydrolysis activity; protein binding; ATP binding. The transcript is spliced from 8 exons. Lineage: Eukaryota; Viridiplantae; Streptophyta; Magnoliopsida; Asparagales; Orchidaceae. The record is from RefSeq and is a predicted model, not a curated record. Bases 201 to 1631 code for a protein of 476 amino acids.